UGAUUGGCUGCUGCUGUAGAAUUCCUAUCAACCGUUUUUUUCCCGACGUCACGUCACGUCACAUAUAAAAGUCCCAGUGAGUCCUGCAGAGGAGGUUCAUGUAGUCACUUCACUGCUGUCUCCUUCCUACUUCACCAACAAAGAAAAGGACUCCCACAGAAAGGCGAGGAUGUUUAAGGCAGUCUUCCUCGUGCUGCUCGGCCUGAGUCUCGGGCUGCUGGAUGCAUUCCCCUCCCAGGAGGACUCGGACGGUGGGAAGCACUGGGCGGUGAUCGUUGCUGGCUCUAAUGGCUGGUACAACUACAGACACCAGGCUGAUGCAUGCCAUGCCUACCAGAUCCUCCACGGUAAUGGCAUCCCAGAUGAGCAGAUUGUGGUCAUGAUGUACGAUGACUUGGCACAAAAUGAGGAAAACCCCACCCCUGGCAUAGUAAUCAACAGGCCGAACGGCACAGAUGUGUACAAGGGAGUUCCUAAAGACUACACCGGGGAUGAUGUGACUCCACAAAACUUCCUGGCAGUGCUGAAGGGCGGAAAAACCACAGGUGGCUCUGGAAAAGUGUUGAAGAGCGGCCCCAAGGAUCACGUGUUCGUGUACUUUACCGACCACGGGGCGCCUGGCAUUCUGGCCUUUCCCAAUGAUGACCUCAAUGUGGCAGACCUCCAAGACGCCAUUAAAUACAUGCACGAAAACAAGAAGUACAAAAAGAUGGUGUUCUACAUCGAGGCAUGUGAGUCCGGGUCAAUGAUGACAGACCUCCCUGCUGACAUUGACGUGUACGCCACCACAGCAGCCAACUCGCAGGAGUCGUCUUACGCCUGCUACUAUGACGAGAAGAGGGAAACCUACCUGGGAGACUGGUACAGUGUCAACUGGAUGGAGGACUCCGAUGCGGAGGACCUGACCAAGGAAACUUUGUCUAAGCAGUUCAAGAUUGUAAAGAACCACACAAACACCAGCCACGUCCAGCAGUUCGGAAACAAGACUUUGGCCCACAUGAAGGUCAUAGCGUUUCAGGGUAGCCCCAAAGCCGGUGUCCAACCUGCUCCAAUGACCCUGAAGCCAGUUACAAAUCCCAAUCUGAUCCCAAGCCCCGACGUUCCUCUAGCCAUCCUCAAGAGGAAGAUGAUGGCCUCCAAUGACAUCAUAGCUGCCAGAGGGCUGCUGAUGGAGAUCAAUGCCCACUACAAGGUCAAGGAGAUGCUGGCUGAGACUAUGCGCCAAGUGGUUGAGAAAGUGACCGGCAACAAGCUCAUGGCCGAGGAGAUUCUCAACGAAAGAGCUGAGCUCUCCCAGCAUAAGUGCUACAAGGCUGCAGUCAACCACUACAAAUACAACUGCUUCAACUGGCACAAAACCGAGUAUGAAUACGCUCUGAGACAUCUCUACGCUCUGGUGAACCUUUGUGAGAGAGGAUACUCUGCAAACAGCAUCCAGCUAGCCAUGGACUCCGUGUGUUAUUUCCGCAAGUGAAAAGGGGUUUCUAUAAAUCCAUGAAAGUCUCCCAUCAAAAUGCUUCUUCCGUGUGAGAAGGCCUGAGAAGACGGAGCUUCUCUUUGCACUGCUUAGGAAUCAAUCUGACAUGGAGUUGACAUUAUUGUUUCAUCAACACACUAAUACUUCUUCUUUCUUUUUUUUAAACUUGUGAUGUUUUUUUGAUUUUACCGAGAACUUUUAAACUUGUUUUUAAGAUGAGUUGCACGAUCACUGUGAAAGGUUUGUGAAUGAGAUUUUACUGCUUCUGAUUAUUUUUUUUUAGAUCAUAGGAUUGACGACAAUAACAUGAAAUUAAUAUGUUUUGCUAUGAGUUUUAUUUGUGGUAUGGACGGCCUGGCAUGAAUGAUUGAUUGACAUGUAAAAAGGACGUACCACUGAACGUUGAAUGUUUGUUGAACCUCAAGAGACUUUGCUGUAACGCAGGGAUCUUGAAAUAAAUCCGAAAGACCAAAACUGCUAAAAAAAA
Sebastes umbrosus (honeycomb rockfish) is the source of this 1964-nucleotide messenger RNA. It is a transcript of the gene lgmn, whose product is annotated as legumain. The transcript is spliced from 14 exons. Bases 170 to 1474 code for a protein of 434 amino acids. The record is from RefSeq and is a predicted model, not a curated record. Lineage: Eukaryota; Metazoa; Chordata; Actinopteri; Perciformes; Sebastidae. Gene Ontology annotation, molecular function: cysteine-type endopeptidase activity. Gene Ontology annotation, biological process: vacuolar protein processing.